AUUUUCUACUCGCCACGUCAGCAAAAUCUGUUUCCGAAUUCCUGAAAUCCGUCAUCCAGCCCUUAAAAUUUCCUGAAGUAGACGACAAUUUCAAUUUGAAAAGGAGCGGCUACGGCCUCUUUCUCAGUCUUCACUCUUCAGCUCUUCAGCUCCCAGCACCUUCAAACUUUCUUCACAACCUUUUUGAAUCUGAGCUGUGAAUUCCAUCAUUGUUUUUAAGUAAGAAUCAGAGUUUUUACUUUUCCUCGUCAGGAAGUUCAGGCUUUCAACAAUGUCGAGAGAUGCUUCAAGUUCUCGAUUCGUUUCCCAAGAUGCGUGGCAUGAAGCGAACGAGAACGAGUUCGAAUGCUCGCUGAAUCAAGCUCAUUUUCAUCCUCCGAGAACUCCUCUCAACGCAAUCGCAGAUCCAUCUCAGUGCCAGAAAGAGAAGCAAAGCCAAGAAUGCGAUGCCGAUUCAAAAGAUAAAUACGAAUCUGGUAAAAUGCAUCAUCAUCGACUAUCAAAUGGAAAAUCCGGGAUGUUAAACCUGAAUCUGAGCAUUGCUACUCAGAGAGGGAUGAGUCGCCACGGAAAGGUACAUUCCGAGCCGAAUUCAGCACAGAGUACGCCAACGAGGAGUAGUUCAAGAGUUUCUGCUGUGAGUAGAGUCUCCCAGGUGAUCGGAAGGAGAGUCGAAGUGAACGCCGGCUCCUCUUCUAGAGUCUCGAGAGGGAUUUCAAUGAUCGAUAAUUCUGAUUUGUCCAAUGACGUUCCACAUCUCGAGCUGGAUGAAGAUCCUUUGUUUUGGACUGAUCACAUUAAUGUCCAGGUCUAUAAAUUAAUUACACUCCGGUUAUUAUUUUAAGUUAGCAACUAACAACAAAGACGGAAAACAUGAGUUAUUUAUUGGCAUAAAUAUGACAUAAGGAC
Molecule: messenger RNA, 909 nt
Organism: Rubroshorea leprosula
Lineage: Eukaryota; Viridiplantae; Streptophyta; Magnoliopsida; Malvales; Dipterocarpaceae
Source: the annotation of a GenBank genome assembly